CACACGCACACAUCUACACCCCGGCGCUCGGCCGGAACGUCCUAGGAACAAGGAUGCGACAAAGAUAACGCAACGCGCCUCGUUUAGCGAAGAAGAAAAAGAAGCGUUGGUGGAAGAACAAUGAUGGAAGGAUUCACUUUCCCCCCCAGAUCCGCAUACCCAUGGUCCCAUCGUACGCUCCCCCACAUGCAAAACCGUCUUUUCCCCCGUCUCUCUCUUUUCCCUCUUCUUCCUAUUCUGAUUCCCUGGACCGCGGAUCUGCAUGCAGACGUGAACUCCACAACUCCACAAUCUGAAUGGGAAUUGCAGACGGGAGCUUCGCUUUCCGUGCGUGACGCUUGCGCUGUACAUGUAGGCAGGCUAUGCAUGCGGUCUAUGUAUGUGCAUGUAGGGCCACCAAGCGUCGGAUUGUCAGAAUGGAAAAUGUGAAGAACAGGAUGCGCCCGGGUUUGCAGCAGGGUAGAUGACGAGAUGCUGAUCUCUACAACAUGUCCC
Molecule: messenger RNA, 495 nt
Organism: Periconia digitata
Lineage: Eukaryota; Fungi; Ascomycota; Dothideomycetes; Pleosporales; Periconiaceae
Source: the annotation of a GenBank genome assembly